ACUCCAAUCAUCUUCUUAUCGGGGAAGGCAACGACUCAGCAGAUCGUUCGGUCAAUUGAUUUCAUCUAAUUCGUCAGGAGUCAAGAAAAUGGCGAGAAGUGGUUUCAAGCUAGAGCAUGACUUAGAAAAGAGGCGUGCUGAAGCUGCAAGAAUUAGGGAAAAGUAUCCGGAUAGAAUUCCAGUUAUUGUGGAGAAGGCAGAAAGAAGUGAUAUUCCUAACAUUGACAAGAAAAAAUACCUAGUCCCAGCUGACCUUACAGUCGGUCAAUUUGUGUAUGUAAUCCGAAAGAGGAUUAAGCUGAGUGCAGAGAAGGCAAUCUUCAUAUUUGUGGACAAUGUCCUCCCUCCAACAGGAGCAAUAAUGUCAACAAUCUAUGACGAAAAGAAGGAUGAAGAUGGAUUUCUCUAUGUUACAUACAGUGGAGAAAAUACAUUUGGCUAGUACACCAUUCACUCCACGUACAUAAAUAUUGUCGUCUUAAAUAAUAAAGGCCUCACGAUGCCAGUAUUAAUUACCCGUGCUGUUAUUGCAUGUACAUUAAUAUGUAUAUAUAUAUACCCUCUUUGUAUGAAAUCAGAUUAUGUGAUGUCUCCAAGUUUCCAUCUUUGUCUAUUCUCAGGACAAUAUCUAUUAUGGGAAUUAGAAAGGUUGGCAAUUCAAGAAUUUU
Messenger RNA from Rubroshorea leprosula, 668 nucleotides. Lineage: Eukaryota; Viridiplantae; Streptophyta; Magnoliopsida; Malvales; Dipterocarpaceae. The record is from the annotation of a GenBank genome assembly.